GCACCCGACGAAAUCGCCGAAGAACUUUUUGUGGAACCGAAAGAGGAAGAUCAGACCGACAAUGACACAGACAGUGAUUGGAAAGAAAGUGAUCAGGACACGAAUCGAACGGUGAAAAGACAGAAGCUUGGGUUGAGAUCGAAGCCAAAACCUCGAAAGAGGAUUGUUCAACCGGUGGUUUCAAAUAGAUCUAUUCAAAAAGAGAGUGACUUUUUGCUUAGUGAAAAGGAGCGGGAAUUGUUCACCGUUGUUAAGAUUCCACACGAAAGCCACAUUUGCUGCGGUUGCUUACAAUUUUAUAGCACGGAUGAGGAAUUGGAUGCUCAUCGUAAAUCAUCUCAUGUUUGGAGGAAUGAAAACAUGCGGAAACCUAGUACAAAGCCUAUCUGCGACGGUUGCCUUCGUAGGUACGAUACGCCACGCGGUUUAAAUUUCCAUAAAGAACGUGUCCGGAUGUUGAAGAUCAUUUGGGAAUGCAAGAAGUGUCAGUUUCGCUUCAAAGCAGCGGACAAACGCCGUAAGCAUCUGCGAAUCCAUUCGGAGGACGAACCCGUGGCAAUGAAGGCACGGUUCAAGGAAGAAACCAUGCAAGAAUUUGGCUGGCUCUGUUGUGCUUCAAAAUGCGACGAAUCGUUUAACACCGAACAAGAUUUAAUUGAGCAUUCGCAGGAAACUCACCUGGGCGAUAAGAAAGCAGCGGAUGCGGAGUUCCCCGAUAACCCUGAGCAAUGUCUGAUUUGCUUCAGACGAUAUGGUGACCGGAGACGGCUAAUCAAUCACCAGAGAAGAAAGUACAAACGUAAAAAUUUCCAGUGCGCUCUUUGUGGGUUGAAGUUUGCUACCACCUCGGAGCUGACGACACACGAAGCUAACGAUCACGGAAAUUGGGCGUUCAAGUGUACACUCUGUGACAAGGCGUUCCCCCAGAAGUACAGCUUGAAUAGUCACUUGAAAACUAUGCACACGGAUGAGAAACCCCAUCAGUGCACAGUGUGUGGGAUGACUUUCCGACAGAAGGGUGGAUUGAGGACUCAUAUGUCCAAUCAUGUUGAGGUUCCACAGUUCAAGUGUGAGGUCUGCUCGAAAAUGUUCAAAGCAAAACUGCAUCUGCGGUAUCAUAUGCGAACGCACACAGGCGAGCGUCCGUACAAGUGCCGAUAUUGCGACCAUGCUUUUGCGAACAAUACCAAUUACAGAAGACAUGAAAUGACUCACACUGGAAAUAAACCGCACAAAUGCUCUUAUUGUGGAAAAGGAUUCAUUUUAAGGAGAAUGCUGAUAGAACAUGAGAAAAAUCACACAGGAGAUAUAAGAAUCGAAGAAAAACCAGUGCACAGCACUAAAAAGAAAAGCGAGUUUAUUGUUGAAUUGCUAGAUGAACAGGAUAAUGAUGACGUUGAUGAAGUGGUGGAAUGCAGCAGCGAUGAUGACACUAAUGGUCUGCAAACCUUUUCACUACGUAACAGGCCGGUUUCGAUAAGCCUUGCCAAACCAAAUGUCUCUAAUGUCACACAUCAAAUAGUUACUAAGCCAAUCGGAAAUAUCGUCGCAGCCACAAACAACACCAUCGAUGUCUCAAAAGCACCGGCAGUAGCCGUUUAUAAUGUAGUCCCUGCAACCACAUCAGGUAACUUUAGUUACGUUUUGAAACUUCAAUAAAAUGUAAGAAA
Messenger RNA from Armigeres subalbatus, 1670 nucleotides. RefSeq names its product zinc finger protein 84-like. Gene Ontology annotation, molecular function: RNA polymerase II cis-regulatory region sequence-specific DNA binding; DNA-binding transcription factor activity, RNA polymerase II-specific. The record is from RefSeq and is a predicted model, not a curated record. NCBI's taxonomy places the organism in Eukaryota, Metazoa, Arthropoda, Insecta, Diptera, Culicidae. The annotation marks the transcript as partial. The transcript is spliced from 5 exons. Gene Ontology annotation, biological process: regulation of transcription by RNA polymerase II.